Leptidea sinapis is the source of this 1521-nucleotide messenger RNA. It is a transcript of the gene Syt4, whose product is annotated as synaptotagmin-4. The transcript is spliced from 10 exons. Gene Ontology annotation, molecular function: calcium-dependent phospholipid binding; clathrin binding; calcium ion binding. Gene Ontology annotation, cellular component: synapse; axon; membrane. Gene Ontology annotation, biological process: vesicle fusion; cellular response to calcium ion; regulation of dopamine secretion. The record is from RefSeq and is a predicted model, not a curated record. Lineage: Eukaryota; Metazoa; Arthropoda; Insecta; Lepidoptera; Pieridae. Bases 119 to 1426 code for a protein of 435 amino acids.
AUAGUGCAGCCGCGACAACAGCCUGUUGUGCUCAGAUUUAAGAAGAUUUCUUAUCCUGUUGUAGCAAUAAUUUGUCAAGGUGUCUGUGUCAAGUAGUGUCCUUCUUGGUGCUAUCACCAUGAAAAUGUUAACAGCUCACGACGGACCUGAUAUAGCCCCCGUGGAACCAACGGCCGGGGUGCACAGCACUACGUUCUGGGUGCUGGUGGUGGGAGCAGCAGCUCUGAUGGUCAUCAUCCUGGCAGCUAUAGCGUGCUGGGUCGCCCGUCGCAGAUCCUCGCUUGCUCACAAACUUGGCGGCAAGCGCGGGCCGGACGCGGCGCUGGUGUUCCAGCCCCCGCGCCGCGCCACGGCCGUGCGGUCGCCGGGCUCGGCCACCCACUACCUGCGCAAGUCGCCGUCGCCCACGGCCGCCACCGCGCCGCAGCCCGCCUCGCCGCCGCAGCCGGGGCCGCAGACUCCGCACAACCCGCCCUCAGUUGCAACGACCCCCCACUCGCCUACUGCGCCCAAUGAGCCCACUCCUCUCAGCAAGGAGUUGGCAGACGCUCACGCCACGGAGAAAAUCAAGCCCUUGGAGCCAGAGGUCAACGACGGAAGACUUGGUGACCUGCACUUCAAGUUACGUUACGAGAAUGAGAAGAGUGCUCUGGUGGUGUCCGUGGUGUCCUGCCAAAACCUGCCAGGUCGCGAGCCAGCCGGUCCUGAUCCCUACGUCAAGCUGCAGCUCCUGCCAGACAAGCAGCAUAAGGUCAAGACAAGAGUGGUCCGCAAGACUCGCUGCCCAGUUUAUGAUGAAGACUUCACCUUCUACGGCAUCGCUCCCCAUCAGCUCACUGGGACCACCCUUCACUUUAUCGUUCUCAGCUUUGACAGAUACUCACGGGAUGAGAUAAUAGGGGAGGUGGUGUCUCCACUGUCAAACCUAGAGCUCCACAGCGGGGAAGCCAUGGCUCUCUGCCGGGAAAUACAACCACGCAGCUUGAAGAUGCGCUCGGUGGGUCGAGGUGAGGUGCUGGUGUCUCUUUGCUGGCAACCAGCUGCUGCACGCCUCACUGUGGUGCUGCUCAAAGCUCGGAACCUGCCCAAGAUGGACGUCACUGGCCUGGCUGACCCUUAUGUGAAGAUGUACUUGCUGUACAACGGGCAGCGUAUCGCCAAGAAGAAGACUCACGUAAAGAAGCGUACGCUGAACCCAGUGUUCAACGAGUCGUUUGUGUUCGAGGUUCCAGCAGCGCCCAGUGCUACGCUCGACCACGUGUCCCUGGAGCUCCUUGUGCUCGACUGGGACAGAGUCACAAAGAAUGAGGUGAUUGGUCGCAUAGAGCUUGGUGUAAACGGCACUGGCAGUUCCCGUCAUCACUGGCGCGAAGUUCAGGCCGCACCACGUCGCCAGAUCGCAGAUUGGCACAAACUGAAGGAGUAAUGGCAUAUGGACUCCGGACAUACUCACACACGGACAUACAAAUUAUAUAUUGAAGGAGACAUUAUCAGAAAAAAAAACGAUACAUUUCUUUGUAA